Eleginops maclovinus (Patagonian blennie) is the source of this 4334-nucleotide messenger RNA. It is a transcript of the gene fer, whose product is annotated as fer (fps/fes related) tyrosine kinase. Gene Ontology annotation, molecular function: ATP binding; non-membrane spanning protein tyrosine kinase activity. NCBI's taxonomy places the organism in Eukaryota, Metazoa, Chordata, Actinopteri, Perciformes, Eleginopidae. The record is from RefSeq and is a predicted model, not a curated record. Gene Ontology annotation, biological process: cell adhesion; regulation of mast cell degranulation; chemotaxis.
GCCCCUCCCUGUUAGCUUUAGCUGUUAGCUGUGGAGCCGGACGACCGGAGGAGGAUCCGGGAAAAAGAGCAGAAAACCGGGGAAACAGGAGGGAAUGAGCCGGGCAGAGAACCGCAGAGCCCCGCGGUGACCGGACAGAGAGUCUGCCGCAGAGAGAAGCUGUUCCCCGGGGAAGAAGAGAGAACAACACACCGUCUGGUGAACAUGCACUCUUCUCCCGCACGUCCCUGGUAGAGAGAGAGAGAGUGAGAGUGUGUGUGCGCACGCGUGCGCGUGCAUCGUCCAGGAUGGGGUUCGGUCGGGAUCUGAGAAAUUCACAUGAGGGGUUACUGAAGCUGCAGGACUGGGAGUUAAAGCUGCUGGAGACGGUGAAGCGGUUCAUGACUCAGCGGGUGAAGAGUGAUAAAGAGUACGCGGCUCUGCUGCUCAGCAUGACUCAGCAAACAGAGAAACAGGAAGCAGCAGAUUACGUCAGCACCGUCAGCAAGUCGUGGAGUCAGGUGGUGCGUCAGACGGAGGCUCUGGGCCGGGUCAUGAGGAGCCACGCUGACGAGCUGAACUCGGGGCCGCUGCACCGCCUGGCCACGCUGAUCCGAGACAAGCAGCAGGUGAAGAAGAGCUACCAGAGCCUGCACACGCAGCUGGAGAGCCACAACCAUAAGGUGACCCGCAGCGACCUGGAGAAGCUGAAGUCCACGUACCGCCAGCUGAGCCGCGACGCCAACAGCGCCAAAGAGAAGUACCGAGAGGCGCUGGCUAAAGGCCGGGAGGUGGAGCGAGCGCGGGAGCGUUAUGACAAAGCAACGGCGAAGCUGCACAACCUCCACAACCAGUACGUGUUAGCGGUGUGCGGUGCGCGCACGCAGCAGGACGAGCACCGGCGCCGCGCCGCGCCCGCCCUGCUAGAUGCGCUGCAGAGGAUGCAGGAGGACAUGACGCUCGCUCUUAAGAGUAUCCUUCAGGAGUAUUGUGAGAUCAGCAGCCUGCUGACGGAGGAGAUGGUGGCGGUCCAUCAGGAGAUCUCGGCAGCGGUGGAUCAGAUCGACCCGCUGGCCGAGUACGAGCACUUCAUCGAGGCCUACAGGUCUGCAGAGACCCCCGAGGCGAGCGUGGAGUUUGAUGCGUCCCUAUUGGACGAGACGGACAACUUGCCGGCCAAUGAGAUCCUCUGGAACACGCUGACAGCUGAUAGUCUGCAGGCCAUGUUGUCGUCGGCGACAGACGAGCUGUCGCUGACUCAGCAGAAUCUGCGGACGAAGGAGGCGCUGGCCGAAGACCUCGACGCCAAAAUCCAGACGAGUCAGCAGAGCGCGGAGAGAAAGAGCGACUGUGUGUUGCUGCUCAGUCAGAAGCUCUCCCUGCUGGAGCUCCAUCACGCCGUCCAAUCGCUGCACGGCUCUGAGGCGCGCCUCUCCUCCCAGAAGAAUCUGCUGGAUGCAAAAAUUGCCGCCGCCGCUUCGCCGCCCCCCCCACCUCCUCCCCCCGCCCUGCCUUAUGAGGACGACACCCGCUCCGUGGGAUCCACCGACAAGAAGGAGAGGAGCUCCAGGUUGGAUACUCUUCGUCACUCCCUGGCCGGGAUGAUCCGCUCUAAAGCUGUGCUGGGAUCCUCCUCCUCGCAGUUCUUUGAUGUUAUCCCCACCUCGGAGCGCCCCCUGGUGGAGCAGGACUGGUACCAUGGAGCCAUCCCCCGCACAGAGGCGCAGGAGUUACUACGGCAACAGGGAGACUUCCUGGUGAGGGAGAGCCACGGGAAACCGGGCGAGUACGUCCUGUCCGUCUACUCUGAUGAGCAGAGGAGACACUUCAUCAUCCAGUACGCUGAGAGUCAGUACCGGUUCGAGGGCACGGGGUUCUCCACCAUCCCUCAGCUGAUCCACCACCACUUCUCCUCCAAGCAGGUCAUCACCAAGAAGUCCGGAGUGGUUCUGCUGCAGCCCGUACUCAAGGAUAAGCGGUGGAUUCUGAACCAUGAGGAUGUGUUUCUGGGGGAGCUACUGGGGAAGGGUAACUUUGGCGAGGUGUUUAAAGGCACGCUGCAACGCGACAAGACGCCAGUGGCUGUGAAGACGUGUAAAGAGGAUCUCCCUCCAGAGCUGAAGAUCCGCUUCCUGUCCGAGGCCCGGAUCCUGAAGCAGUACGACCACCCGAACAUCGUGAAGUUGAUCGGCGUUUGUACGCAGCGACAGCCCAUUUACAUCGUCAUGGAGCUGGUUCCUGGAGGAGACUUCCUGUCCUUCCUGAGGAAGAAAAAGGAUGAGCUGAAGACGAAGCAGCUCGUCCGUUUCUCUGUGGAUGCCGCCGCCGGCAUGGCCUACCUGGAGAGCAAGAACUGCAUCCACAGGGACCUGGCGGCGAGGAACUGUCUGGUGGGGGAGGGCAGUGUGUUGAAGAUCAGUGAUUUUGGGAUGAGUCGUCAGGAGGAUGAUGGGAUAUAUUCUUCAUCAGGACUCAAACAGAUCCCCAUCAAGUGGACGGCCCCGGAGGCCCUGAACUACGGGCGCUACAGCUCUGACAGUGAUGUGUGGAGUUAUGGGAUCCUGCUGUGGGAGACCUUCAGCCUGGGGGUGUGUCCUUACCCAGGGAUGACCAAUCAGCAGGCCCGAGAGCAGGUGGAGAAAGGUUACAGGAUGGCGUGCCCGCAGCGUUGCCCUGACGAUGUGUACAAAGUGAUGCAGCGCUGCUGGCAGUAUAACCCCGAAGAGAGACCCAAGUUCUCCGAUCUGCAGAGAGACCUCAACGCCAUCAAGAAGAAGUGAUGACAUCAUCAUCACAUGACCUCAUGAGCAGGACGUGAUGACAUCAGAGGAUCAGUGUUAGUGUGGAGGUGGGCGUGGUCGGCAGGUUUUUAAAGAGCAGAAACACUGAGCUGUAAACACUGUGUGUGUGUGUGUGUGUGUGUGUGUGUGUGUGUGUGUGUGUGUGUGUGUGUGUGUGUGUGUGUGUGUGUGUGUGUGUGUGUGUGUGUGUGUGUGUGUGUGUGUGUGUGUGUGUGUGUGUGUGUGUGUGUGUGUGUGUGUGUGUGUGUGUGUGUGUCAAACACAAGGGCGUGAUGAACGUUUUAACCACAGUUACAGCGUUCCCUGAAGUCCAGCUGCUGGUGCUGCAGACAGUUAGCAUUUAGCUGCUAAUGUCUGAACUCAUUGAACUUCAGUGUAAACACGACUGACGUUAGCAUGAUGUAGCUUUAACACCUUUUGGUCAAAAUGCGAUGCUAUGGACAGUGCUGAGAAGCUAACGUAAGUUUGAAAGCUAGCAUAAAGAGCUACCCGAGGUAAAGCUACUUUCAAAAAUACUACACACUUUAUAAAAACAUCACAUUUCCAUGUGAUACCAAAUAUUUUAAUAUAUAUAAAAAGGUAAAAUCAGCUACUUCAACACUAUGCAAAUAUAAUGUAACUGAACAACACGUUUAUACCGUUUUCACUACAGCUAGCGUGACCGCAGUUAGCGUUGUUAGCCCGUCGGUGUUUCCUGUCAGGCUUCAGUCAUUGAGUUUAAAUUCAAACAAAAACUGUGAAAUCCAGAACAAAUGAAUAAACUGCGACUAGUUAGCAUGCUAGCAAAGUGCUAACUGACCACAAGCCACACUAAGCCCUUACAAAACAUAUUUAGAUAUUCAUGUUAACGGAUAUUAAAUAUUGACAUGAGUCGUUACUGUUACCAUGGGAACACUACAAACAUGUCCAAGGACCAAUCAGCUGUCAGCACUAAACGUUCCCUUUUAAUUUAUUUAACGUCUGUACUAUUUGAAUGCUUCUCAGCUCAUCUGCUCAAACUGACCUUCAUUCUGAAAAGCCAGCUGUCAAUCAUCACAGACCACGCCCACUCCACCCUUUUUAUUUUAUUUUGGGAAAUCUUUUUGACCAAUCAGGGACCCCAAAGAUUUAGUUGUUGGCUUAAAAGAUAACACCUUAAAAUCAUUAUUUAAAAACCAGACUGAAUUCAUAAAUGUUAUUAUUUUAAUUAAUAUUUUCAAACCAAAGUUUAAAAAAUGGUCCAACAAAUGAUUUUAAAACCAGAUCAAAGUGGAAUCAGCACUGCCUGGGUGUUUCCUGGUUGUCGUGUUAACUGAAAUAAUGUUUAAAAAAGAACAAAUUAAUAUAAAUGUGUAAACUAUUAACACACCUGACUGAAUCAGAGCUCCUGAUUGGUCAGCAUCACUUCCUGGACUGCAAGGGCGGAGCCUCAGUGUUAGUGAUGUCAUAGCGCCGCCUGCUGUUACUGUACAUACGUUGUUUUAUUCACGUUCAUAACACUAAGUCUUUUAUGUUUGUUACUUUUUAAAAAUAUUAUCGUAGCAUUUAUUAUGAAAAUAAAGCCAAUCAUACGAA